Messenger RNA from Theobroma cacao (cacao), 989 nucleotides. Its product is annotated as hydroxyproline-rich glycoprotein family protein. The record is from RefSeq and is a predicted model, not a curated record. NCBI's taxonomy places the organism in Eukaryota, Viridiplantae, Streptophyta, Magnoliopsida, Malvales, Malvaceae.
UCCCCUUCUGAAAUUGCCUUCCUCCCCUCUCCCACCCCCCAAAAAAAAUUCACUUAUCCUUCAAUGCCAUAAUUUUUUGCAUGCUCUUCACCGCUAGUUCUUUGCUCCUUUCACACAUAUGAGAAAAGGAACAACACCGCCAACUACAACAGCGGCAGCAACGACAAGGACUAGCAGUAGUUCAUCAAGGAAGAGUACAUGUGAUGGAGAAUCAGGAUCUUUCCCCACCCCACGUGGAUGCGUCUCGACCUUCCCUCGGGUUCCCUCUUGGCACAGCUCUCCUCUUAAUCAUCAUAUUCAGCUUGAGUGGCAUCUUCUCCUGCUGCUACCACUGGGACAAGCUCAGAUCACUCCGCCGCUCUAUCUCCGAUGGCACGGGUCCGGAUGCGGACAUCGAAGCAUCGCCCUCCAAAUCUAAGCCUGAGUACAUGGAUUUAAAGGAAAACCAAAGCCAAAGCUUGCCUGUGUUAAUGCCAGGAGAUCAGAUCCCCAAGUUCAUAGCAUUGCCAUGUCCAUGUGAACCUCCACGGCCAGACAAGGUUGAAGUAAAAGUGCAAAAGCCGCCCAAGCCGCCACGUUUUCCAGUACCUUUGUAUUAGCAAAUUGACAAUUUGUUGUAUAUAUUGGAUCAUUAGAUUAUUUUUUCUUUUUCAACUUGCGUUUUUUGGGGAAAAAACCAAAAAAAAAGGGGUGGGUGGGAUAUUUACCAUCUCUGGAAUCCAGGUAGAGCAGGUCAAUUUGUAUAGUGUUCGCUGUUACAGUUUCUUGCAUGCCAAGUGUAUUAGGGUUAGUGAAUUUAUUAUGCCAUUAUUCCGAGAUGGAAGAAGAUUCCAAUCGUUUCAGUUGGAAAAUGAAAUGGUUUAAUGAAGUUCUUAUCCAUUACCCAAAACUUCAAAAAGAAAAAAAAGGAAAAAGAAAAUAUCCGUAUAUCCAGUUUGAGAUGUCACUGCUCAGUUUAUAGAUUGUACUUGAUUGUCAUAAUUGUUCCA